AGCCAAAUAUUAUUAUUAUUGUUAUUAAAAACAAAAAUAGACCAAUGGCAAUGGCUGCAGCUACCGCUGCUACUCUCAUCCUCAGAACUAGAAAUUCUCUCUUCCAUUCUUUCUCUUUCACCACAAAACCCCACUCUUUUUACCUCAAAGCUUCAACUAUGGAGGGGAGUGAGAUUACAGAGGAAGAGAGCAAAGGUGCUGAUGAGAAGAAGAAAAUCUUUGUUGCCGGAGCCACCGGGAGCACCGGGAAGAGGAUUGUGGAGCAGCUUUUGGCUAAGGGAUUUGCUGUUAAGGCCGGUGUCAGAGAUUUGGAUAAGGCCAAAUCCAUCUUCCCUGGAAGCAACCCUGAUCUUGAAAUUGUGAAAGCAGAUGUGACAGAGGGUCCAACAAAAUUAGCUGAAGCUAUCAGCAAUGAUUCUGAGGCAGUAAUAUGUGCUACAGGUUUUAGACCUUCGUGGGAUCUAUUAGCUCCAUGGAAGGUUGAUAAUUUUGGCACCGUGAAUCUGGUUGAAGCUUGCCGGAAACAAAAUGUUAAUAGAUUUUUACUUAUAAGUUCUAUUUUAGUCAAUGGGGCUGCCAUGGGGCAAUUGUUUAAUCCUGCCUACAUUUUCCUCAACGUCUUUGGACUCACCUUGGUUGCAAAACUCCAAGCGGAACAGUAUAUUCGAAAAUCUGGUAUCAACUACACAAUUAUAAGGCCUGGGGGAUUACGGAACGAUCCACCCAAGGGAAACAUAGUCAUGGAGCCAGAGGAUACUCUUUAUGAAGGUUCUAUAUCAAGGGAUCAGGUCGCAGAAGUCGCAGUUGAGGCCUUGCUCCAUUCAGAAUCUUGGUACAAAGUAGUGGAGAUUGUUGCGAGAACAGAGGCUCCCAAACGUUCAUUUGAAGAGCUCUUUGGUUCUAUCAAACAACGUUGAUCUGGUUGGACUGUUUGUAUUUAUCUUGUCAUAUACUAAUACCAGGUGUGAACAAUUCAGUACGAGAGAGAAUGAUUCUUCCCAGUGAUCUUAGAACAGCUUUAAUUUUCAAAACGUCCAGUUUGGGUUGGUAAUAACGAGAUUUCUAGUAUCUGGUUUUGUCUAGAAAAUGCCCCUGUUCUACCUUAACAUUUUAUCUAUGUUUGAAUCUAGAGCAAACUGCUCGGCUAACCCAACCCAAAAAUAAAAAAUUCUUCAAUGUUUGGGUCA
Messenger RNA from Sesamum indicum (sesame), 1187 nucleotides. Its product is annotated as NAD(P)-binding Rossmann-fold superfamily protein. NCBI's taxonomy places the organism in Eukaryota, Viridiplantae, Streptophyta, Magnoliopsida, Lamiales, Pedaliaceae. The record is from RefSeq and is a predicted model, not a curated record.